Nylanderia fulva is the source of this 2873-nucleotide messenger RNA. Lineage: Eukaryota; Metazoa; Arthropoda; Insecta; Hymenoptera; Formicidae. The record is from RefSeq and is a predicted model, not a curated record.
UCACAAAAAAAUGCGACGCAUUACUUUCCGGACAAACCCUGUAUGCAUCUAGUGUGUUUGGGAAUAAUGCGGAAGUUAAUAUAUUUAUGGCUGGGUGGAGAACUCCAAUAUCGACUACCACAUAGAGCCGUUGAAGAAAUAUCUGCAUGUCAAAUUCAACUAAAGUCAUCGAUACCUAGAGAAUUUGCAAGAAAGCCGCGAAAACUGGAUUGUGUAAAAUUAUGGAAAGCUACGGAAUUUAGAUUAAUACUGCUGUAUACGGGUCCGUUAGUCUUUAAAUCUGUAUUACGAAAAAGUGUGUACAUUCAUUAUAUGACACUACAUGUAAUUAUUAGAAUCUUGUGUUUAAAGGAUUAUGUGAAUGAUGAACAUUAUUUAUCUUAUACACAAGACAUAAUUCGUUUUUUUAUUAAAACUUUUAUUAAACUUUAUGGAGCGCAACACGUGUCGCAUAAUAUACACAGUCUUAUACAUCUUGUGGAUGAUGUAAAAAAAUUUGGACCACUCGAUAAUUUUAGUGCAUUCAAGUUUGAAAACCACAUGCAAGUGUAUAAAAAAUAUCUCAGAAAAGCGGAAAAACCUUUGGAACAAGUUGUAUGAAGAUGUACAGAACAAGAAAUUAAUUUAACUACAUCACAUGAUUCGUUUGUUCUGACACAUCCAAAUGUAAUGUCAUUACACUCAUUACAUGAAGAUGGUCCACUUAUACCUAACUGCAGCAAUCCACAAUAUAAAAUACUCAAGUACAACGGACUUACAUUUAAAGUUGGGACACUUGCAGACAGCUGUUGUGAUUUAAACUGUGAUGUUAUUGUAUGUAUUGAAAACAUAGCACAUUGCACAAGACGAAAUAUCCCUGUUAUUAUCGGAUACGAACUUUUGGAAAAAAAAAAAUCUAUUUGAUACUCCUUGUUCAUCUUCGUUACUUCAGAUUUAUUCUGUAAAAUAAUGCUCAAAUUUGAAGUCAUGGCCAUUGAAAAACAUAAUAAAGAAAUAUGUUAAAUUGCCAUGUGAAAAUAAUAGAUAUGCAAUCUUCCCAUUCUUACAUGAGAUAUAAAUAUUCAAUGAUAUUUAUUAUCACACAGAAUGAAUAAUAAAUGUUAUGCGAUCGUCGAAUUCGAGGACGGUCUUCAAAUUGUACCAAAUAAUUGGUUAAGAAUUGACGAAGAAUCAACAUCAUUUUGGCCAAACUUCACCAGCAACAAGCGGUAUGAGAAGGCAGUUAAACAUAUGGAAGAUCCGGAUCAUGAAACUUGGAGGCAACAUCCUGUUAAAAAAAUAUAUGGAACAUUUAACGACUAUGCAGUGGCAAGAAUACAAUUAAAAGAAGCCGAAGAGGUAUCUGAUAUUAAUAACUCUAGCGCUGAUAUAAAAGAAAAACUUAAAAAAUCGAGAAAACAUAGAGCUGCAAAAGUAUACUAUUCAACGAGUAACGACGAUUUAGAUGAAUCAGACGACACAAUGUCAGAUAUUCCUACGUUUUCACAAAAAACUUGUACGACACAAGAAAAACCUAUCAAAAGAAUAAAAGUGACGGAUGUACAAAAGGAUUUUAACUAUUCCAAGACAAAAACCCCUAAUAUUAAGAAAUCAUGCAUAAUCAAAAAAAUAGAACAUUCUGAUCCGCAUUGUGAUAAGUCUGAUGCUUCCAUUAAUAGUGAUGAUAUAAAUAACGUGAUGGGAACUCAAAGUGAGUCGUUUAAUCAGCAAGAUCUUUCGCAUUGCGAUAAGAAUUUGUCUGAUGCAAAUUCAAAAAAAAAAUUAUUCAUAGAUAGCGAAGAUAUAAAUCCGAACGUAGUAAACAAAUAUAUUAAUAAGCAAGUCGUGCAGUGUGAUAAAAAUGUAUCCCAUGCAAAUUCCGAACAACAAUCGUACGUUGAUGGUGAAGAUGACAAUAAUAAUAAUGAUAUAAAUGUAGACGUGAUAGGACGCAAGACAAAUUUAGUCAUUAAUAAGCAAGAUAUGCAUUAUUGCGAUAACAAUUUGUGUGAUGAUAAUUACGAAGAAAAAAAUUUUAAACGAUUUUUCAUUGGAAAACUAAUUCAUUUUAAAUUAAAAAUGAACAGUAUGGAAAGAAAUCAAAAAUUAAUACUUCGGAAACUUUCAACGGAAAAUUUUGAAACUGAGCAGAAAGAAUUAAAUGACAUAAAUAAAGACCUACCACUGAAAGAUGAAAAUAGUUUAAAUGUAUUGGAAAUUAAAAUAAGUACUGAUGUACUUUAUCGAAAUGAAAUGAUUAAACACUUAGCCUACGUAAUUAGUACAGAUUUGAGAAGUUCAUGUAUUCGUUUAAUGCGAAGAAUUUUUACUAAUGAAUUAGCUGUUAAUUACAGCUGGUAUGGAGCAAAGAAAAAAGAAAACUUUUCCAAAUUACAUAUAUGUCAAGUUAUUAUGUCUACAGUAAGAAGAUUGCAUACAAAUGCAACGGAUCAGGAAAUUUCGGCGCCAAUAAAAAUAUGGUUAGCUCAUGCAAGAGAGCGAAUGCAAAAGCGAUUAGCUCAGAUGAGCAGACAGGAAAGUGAACAGACUUAAUUUUUAGAUACAGUGUCUGUGGGAAAACAAUAAAGGCUAUUGAUGCUGUCCGAUCCAAGCGGAUGGGGUAUUUUAAAAAUUAAAAUAUUUUUGGUUUUGUUUUUUAUUUUAUUUUUCUAUUCUAAGGAUAGUUUUUCGUUUGAUUUACGAUUGACGAUUAAAAUAUUUUUGGUUUUGUUUUUUAUUUUAUUUUUCUAUUCUAAGGAUAGUUUUUCGUUUGAUUUACGAUUGACGAUUAAAAACAGUAUAUAGAUACUUUCCUAAUUGCAUAUAUUUUGGAAAUAAUUUAAAAAAUGUAAAUGGUAUCUCAUAAUCGGCACCUUGACCCUAUACAUAUAAGA